AUGCUGGGGUUCGACGGUGCCCUGGCCGCGCCACGAUCGGCCAGGUUUGGUCAGGGUUCUGGUGAUGUUCUUCGUGUCAUUUGCUGGGGAACAGAAGGCAGCCUGGCCGACUGUUUAGGUGUGUGGCCUGACUCUUCCUGUGGGCAUCAUAAGGAUGUGGGCGCCGUGUGUUACUCAGGAGAUCCAUUCCAAGUUCGUCUUGUCGGUGGGUCUAACAGCGCUGAAGGCAGAGUAGAGGUACUGUACGAUGGCUCGUGGGGAAAUAUCUGUGAUGACAGUUGGGAUCUGAGAGACGCGAGGGUGGUUUGUAAAAUGCUGGGAUUUGAUGGAGCCUUAGCCGCACCGGGAUCUGCUAGGUUUGGUCAGGGAUCUGGUCCUAUUCUUCUAACUCGUCUUGCGUGUAAGGGAACAGAAGACAACCUGGCAGACUGUGCUCAUGCAGGGAUUGGAAAUUAUACUUCAUGCGGACAUGCCAGGGAUGCAGGCGUCAUUUGUUAUUCCGGAGUUCGUCUUGUCGGUGGGUCUAACGAUGCUGAAGGCAGAGUAGAGGUCAUGCAUAAUGGAUCCUGGGGAACUAUCUGUGAUGACAGCUGGGAUCUGAGAGAUGCGAGGGUGGUUUGCAGAAUGCUGGGGUUUGAUGGAGCCUUGGACGCACCGGGAUCUGCUAGGUUUGGUCAAGGUUCAGGGGAUAUUCUUCUAGAUGAUGUUUGGUGUUCGGGUACAGAAGAAAACCUAGCAGAAUGUCCACAUAGAGGGGUUGGAGUUCAUAACUGUGGACACAACGAAGAUGCUGGUGCCAUUUGUUAUUUAGGGAGUGUCUUUGGUCCGUAUUCUACAGAGACAGGUUUUGAGUCGAUCUAUAAAGACUAA
Strongylocentrotus purpuratus (purple sea urchin) is the source of this 870-nucleotide messenger RNA. Its product is annotated as deleted in malignant brain tumors 1 protein-like. Lineage: Eukaryota; Metazoa; Echinodermata; Echinoidea; Camarodonta; Strongylocentrotidae. The transcript is spliced from 4 exons. The record is from RefSeq and is a predicted model, not a curated record. Gene Ontology annotation, cellular component: membrane. Bases 1 to 870 code for a protein of 289 amino acids.